CCUACGGGCAACGGCGGUGGGGGGAUGUGUACAGAGAGCGGAACCGGAGAGCGGUUUUAUAGUGUGAUCGCGCGCCGACUGCUCCGCGACGGAGUCUACGGUUACUAUAUACGACAGUCGAAAGACCUACGAUCAACCACCACUCGCCAGUCAGUCACCGGUGCGGUGUGUGCUAGUGAGGUCGUCGUCGUCGUCGUCGUGUCAACGCUCGCCCGCGCGCCCCGUUCAUUUGGCGCGUCUCUAUCGCGACCGUCGUAAGCGCCGUCUGUCGAAAUGACCGUUUCGGGUCCCGUUUAAAAACAACGACUUCGGCGCGUUUCCGCGACUUUUUUUUUUCCAAACGCGUGUUCCGGUCCGGCGUAUUUCCCACGAAAAUGUCCGCGGUCGGCCGUCUGCUGCAGCUGCCGCUGCUCCGGCUGUUGUUGGCCGCAGCGUCCGUGGUCCGAGGCGGAUCUGCCGCGUACUGCGACGAAAACUUGUUCCCGGAAGUCGAUGACGCACAGCGGCAGUACUCCGGCGUCCGGUUCACCAAGGAACUCAGCGCCACCGAGUACGGGCCGCUCAACUCGUUCAAGACGCUUCACUGUUGCGGCGAGAGAUACCUCAGUCUCGAAUGGUUUAAAGAUAAUCGUCCCUACCCCUGGCCUGGUGACGUUUCCAGUUUCAUAUUGAAUCCCGAAAGCGCUAAUCAAACCAUAUACACUCGGAGUUUGACGUCUUCUGACCAUGGUGUGUAUACUUGUCAACUAGCCAAUCAAACGAACAUCGUAAAACAUUCAAUGAAGCUCGUCACUUUUGAUGUUAAGUCUUAUUGGGAAGACCCUCUGCCUACGUACGAAAUGGCAAAUGUACACUAUGCUCAACCAGGAGAAUUGGUCAGACUGUAUUGUGAGGGGUUUGUAGGGAAAGUUGGUCUUCCGGACGCUGUCAACACAAUAACGUGGAAAAAAAUCAGUGAAAAACAGACAAUUGUUUCAAACGAUAAAUACAGAAUAGAAGAAGUGAUUAGAGAAAAUGACCAAGUAUUGGGAGCAUUCCUAUUCAUAAACAAAAUUCAAGAGACUGACUAUGGACAGUAUAUGUGUUCCAUCAGCAAUACUGAUGACCAAAUUGUGCAACAGUUUACUAACAUCACAAAACCCGUGUUUAACUACGAACAAUCCGAUAAAAAAGUGCAAAGAGACCUUAAAUUGAUAAUUUUUGUCAUGAUUGCGUUAAUUUCGAUCGUUUGGAAACGCUGGUGGUUUUACUUAACGUAUCAAAAGCUGAAGAAAAAAUUUGAAAGUGAUAAAUAUGCGCUAUCGGAGAAGACUAUAUAUAAUGUAAUUGUAUUUUACGACGAAGCGAACAAAGAAAAUGCCCAAUACUUGGUGGAAAAUAUGGAACAUCGUGAUAAUUAUAUAACUAAGAAAUAUCACAUCGAUUAUGACGAAGAUUUAAUCAAAACACAAACAGAUUUAGUUAAAGGUUUUGACUUUGCUGUAUAUUUAUUGUCUUCAGAUGACAAAAUUACAUCGUCAUUGAUGAAAAAAUCAUUGCAAACAUCUUUUGUCUAUAACAACGCCACUCCUAAGAAAUUCAUAAUCGAUUGUAGUAAUAUGCCCAUGACGCCGACCAAAUCGUGGUGUGACAGGGUCCUAGCGGACCUGAGAAGUGAUGAGCACACAAAGCAAAAUAAAAACGCCUCGAACAAAUUGAUGAGAGUUGUCUAAAUAGAAUUGUAACAACGUUCGGUAGCCGUCAAUGUCAUAAUAUAAUGUUUAUAUUAUAUUGUCGAAACAUAGUAUUCCUAUACACACCAAACAUUAUAUAACCACGAGAUGAUGAGAUUCCAUUAACAAAAACAAAAAUCUUUAUUUAUUAUUGUUAUAUAAUCUAAUAUAUAAAAUAUUAUAUAGGUACCUAAUAAUAUUAUUGAUUUCGUUAUGAUUAUACAUAAUAAUUUAUAUAUUAUUAUUAUAAUUUACUAUACCGACAGGCGACAAGUCACAUAUUAUAUAAUAUUAUAUGCUACAUACGAUACGUAUUCGUGUGUAUAUGCUCCGUAGUGUAUACACGCGUUUAAUAUUUUUUUUUAUAUCCUAUGGAUGCUACUUAUUGUUGUUGUACUUAAUAAUAUCGUAGUUUUUGUGGGCGAUUACCGCGUGAUUAACUCGCAAGUUCUACGGGUAUCGUUGAAUGGACAAAUUUAAUGUAGGGUCAAUUGUCGUUGUUGCUAUUACGAUGCGUACGGCUUGCAGCGGUGAGUUUAUAUAGUAUUUAUUUAAUAUUAGUUAAAGUCGACCGGUCUGUAUGUAUAGUUAUUAUAUUUAUGUAAACAGUAUUAAUUUGUGCCGUUGGAAAAUGAUCAAUGAUCAAUAUUCUCCUCCGCACAAACCUAAAUUUUCAAUUUUGCUAAUCAUGUUAUAAUUUAAUAUAAUAUAUAAUGUUAUGUUUGUAUUUUCCUCUGAUUGUGGCCAUAUUUCUCUCUCUCCCCUUCUUUCUCUAUAUCUGUCUCUGUCUCUAUCCGUUUGUAUCCAUAUAUCUACUAUAUACACACAUCCCUUAUAUACUCUCGAUCUUAUUGACGAAUCAAAGUUUUGGUUCGUUUUUUUUUUUUUUUUAACCACCUAGGUUUAAUUUUGGAGAUAAUAUGUAAUUUUAAUAUAAUAAAACGCCUAUUGUAAAAUGUUAAAAA
Molecule: messenger RNA, 2677 nt
Organism: Aphis gossypii (cotton aphid)
Lineage: Eukaryota; Metazoa; Arthropoda; Insecta; Hemiptera; Aphididae
Exons: 9
Coding region: 375-1712 (445 amino acids)
Source: RefSeq, a predicted model, not a curated record